Molecule: messenger RNA, 1647 nt
Organism: Closterium sp. Naga37s-1
Lineage: Eukaryota; Viridiplantae; Streptophyta; Zygnematophyceae; Desmidiales; Closteriaceae
Source: the annotation of a GenBank genome assembly
AUGCUGGACUGGCACUUCGUGCUAGAAGGCAGUCCCGGCACGCCGUACGAGGGCGGGUGGUACCACGGACGGCUCAGAUUCCCCGCCGACUACCCCUUUAAACCGCCGAGCAUCAUGAUGCUUACCCCCAACGGACGAUUCGCCACCAGCACUCGCAUAUGCAUGAGCAUGAGCGAUUUCCACCCCGAGACGUGGAACCCCAUGUGGUCCGUCGCCAGCAUUCUGACCGGCCUUCUCUCCUUCAUGUCGGACGAUGCAGUGACGGCGGGCAGCAUAGUGGCAUCGGAGGCAGACAGGUGCAAGCUGGCACGCCUCUCCAUGCCCAACAACUGUCGCAGCCCCGUGUUCCGCAAGCUCUUCUCGGACCUGGUGGACAGCUACACCGCCUCGCUGGCGUCCGCAGCAGAUGCAGCAGAGGGUGGUGCUGAUGCCGCCAGCAGAGCUCAAGAGGAGGGCGCGGAGGGGAGGGGGAAGGGCACGGGGAAGGGCAGGCGGGUGGUGGAAGCUGCUGCUGGAGUGGUGGGCGGGCGGGAAGGGAAGGGCAGUGAAGGGGGGAGGGAGCUGAGGGUAGGAGGUCAGGGAGGGGCAGAGAGAAAAGAGGGGGGCGUGCGGAGGGUGGUUAGAACAGGAGGGAAGACGGGUGUUGCUGGUGCGUUUAGCGCAGGGAAGGCAGUAGAGGCAGGAGCGACAGGAUCAGGCAGUGGGAGUGGGAACCAGCAGCCGGGUCUUUCAAGCUUGUCCUUUUGGGUCACUGCUGCCGUUGUGCUGCUGUGUGGGUGCGUCAUGGCGGUGCCAUUCCUUGAUUCCUUGUCGGCGUCCAUCUCGCACGCGCUUACGCGCAUCCACGCCGCCAUGCACCGCCCCUCGUCCCCCGCGCCUGCGCCGCCAUCAUCCCCGCCGUGCGCGGGGAGCCCUCCUGACGACGCCACGCGACGGUCUGCGAGUCGCCGAGCGUCGCAGGAGCGCACGGCGGAGUUGCUCCAGCAGUCGUUCCGACCUAAGGUGUUGCCAUCCGCGCCCGCUCACGCCCGCGCGUCCAUUCCGGGGUUGCCUGAUGGGGACGGCGGGAGCGAACGGCGGAGAGGCGCGAUGAGAAGCAGCAGCGGGCCGCGGGAGGGACGGUUUGGUGGAGGGCCGCCGCGAGUGACGGAGAGUCCCGCGGCGCCGGGACGCGCGACGCUGAGGAAGCAACUGUCGAGCGACAUCGCGCCGCUGCUGCUGCGACUGAAGCGGCAGGCCACGCCCACGCGCGUCCGCAGCCAGUCGCCCGUGCUGUCGCCCGUGCAGUCGCCUCGCGACGUGUGGGAGGCUGCGGAGGCUGGGAAGCUUUUUGAUUGGACCAGCAGGGACACGGAGUGUACUACCGCUGCGAGCCCCGGUAGAAGCGCCAUGGCGGAUGAGGUGUCGCUCGCUGAGCAGGAGGCUCGGCUGAAGAAGAAGUACGGCGGAGCUCUGCCUAAGAAAAAAGGACUGCUUUCCAAGGGCCACGAGAGGGCCUUCUUCGACUCCGCCGAGUGGGCCAUUCAAAAGCAAAAGGGCGCCAAGCCGGCAGCACCAGCAGAGCAGGGUCUACAGCCGAAGCUAGAGCCUACCCCACAUCAACCUCCCACGGGUCGUCGCUCCGGACUGGCUGAAAAUGACUCGUGA